CCUCUGUACACCAACCCCAACGUCCAACUCCUCAGCGAUGUCAACACUAAUUUCAACAAAUUACUCGACCACCUCAAAAUCGACACUAAACCACCCAGAACACAUAUAUUUGAUCAUACUUACACCAAAAAGCAUGAAUCCCUCUCCUCCUCCCUCACCUCUCUCCACCCCUCCGCCUUCGCCAACCCCCGGCACCCGGAGCUGCUCGAUGCGGUCAGAGCGGGGCUGCAGGGGUUUGUGCAGGAGAUGGAGCGGGUGUAUGUGAACGGGUAUGAUGGAGGGGAGGAUAUCAUAAUAGUAGAUGCAAGAAAUCAAAAAGUAACCGAUGACGGCAAAAAAUGCGCAAAAGUAUGUCUGACAUUGUUCUCCACACUUCAUCACGUAUUAAGUGUAUUAAGGAAAUAUUGUUAUCGCACAUGUAAAUAUAUGCAAAUUAACAAAUCAACUGAACUUGGCAGCUUUUUCAGCAAGCAAGGAUACUGUAUAUCCGACCGAGGUGAACAAAACGGUGAAUUGCAGGACAAAAUUAGUAUGCAAGGAACAAAAGUACAUAGUUUACUUGCCGGGCAAUUAAAUACUGUUUACAACUCCAACAAGGGAUUCAAAAAUGCUCUUGAAAAGCUUAACGACUACCUUACGGAUUAUUACCAAGUCAGGCACAUCUCCACUUUCACUGCCAAGAGACGACCAUGCAACGUAUUCGAAAUGCUCUGUUGGCUCUCUGGGUUACCGUGCAAUGCAGUGUAUGAAGAUAUGCUGAGUGGAGCUGUGAGUGACCUAUUCGAAGAUCCAAGUAAGCAGGUCGCGGUUGAAGAUGAAGGCCAUGAAAUCACAGUUUCAGACAUGAGACAAGACUCCAUACCGGCGCACCCGUACAACAUGUCAUAUGAUGACACGCAAAAAGCAAUAACACGUCUUUGCUCGAAAUCAUACGAUGUUCUGGCAAGAAUCCUCGGCACCGGAGACGCGUACUCCAUGUACGCCGUCGACUACUGCAGCAAUGCACUAAAUCUUCAUUACCCGCCUAAAGGUGAAGAUUGCCUUCAGCUGCUGCUUGACGUCCUUCACAGAUUAUUACCGUCGCUUAGAUUCUUGUAUAGGCAAUGCGGCGUACGUGCUGCGUACUACGGCUGGGCUGAUUGCCAUUACGGUAAACAGGUCGGAUGUGCCAACUGGCCAUGCAAGGAUCAUCCAACUAACAAAGCAGCGUGCGAACCAAACGGUCAAGCAACGUGCCAGGCAAAUAGUCAACCAAAUUGCCGGCCAACUUCUCCUUUAAUGUCUUACCUCAAUGACUGUUUACCCGGUCACUUGCCUCAUCAGCUGCGUACCAUAGGCUGCAAAACGGAAUGCGCAACCUGUCCGAAGUCCAAGCCUGGCAUGUCAUGUUUGGUACCGCUUGGGUUUAGGCGUUUCUCCGGCCAGUCACGUACAGGCAAGGAACUGUGUGAUACACUGGAGAAUUUCUUCUCCAAUUCAUAUAUCACAACACUAUUUUGCCUUAUGCCAAAACCGCCAUCUACACUUGCUGAACACAUGAGCUUCGCAAUGAACUAUUUUGGAAAGUGGCAGACGGACACAUCAAGAAAUAUAAACGGUCUUCAAGUAGCAUUCGAGAAAUCAAUGAAGAAGCUAUCAAUACAUCAAGUCGAGGAUGCGAGCAACUUGAGAAGUGCGCUCAGAGAUAUCUAUGGAACAAAGCACAACAAUGAGCCCAGCAAGCUGUCAUCUCAUCAGGACUCGAAACAUGCCGAUUUGUGGAGUGUCUGCCUACCUAACGAAACAAAGCCAUGCUCCGAUUUGAAGCACCAAUGCGCUCCUUAUAUCUCCUCAACUUCUUCCGAUGCGUACAAUUACCUUGCUGAGAAGCAUUCAGAUCUAUACCUCUCAUGGGCUAUAUAUCUACCGUGGACAUUCUACAGCUGCCUGAAAUCCUUGCUGGAUGCUUUCCAACAAAUAGAUUGCGGAAGCUCUGGUUGCACUAAAUGUUCAUGCAAGCCGGGAACACAUGGCGUAGAAUUAAACUGCACGUGCAACGCAUUGAUAAGCUGCCGUGGCGUGACGCCUACAUUCUACCAAUAUGGUUUCACAUUUGGAUACACUAAAAGCAUAUACGGUACAGACAGAAAAUACUGCCGCAAUUUCAACACGCAAUUAAGCAACGUGCUUAAAUCCGACUACUUCACCAAAUUAUUUGAGGAAUGUGACAACUUCUUAUGGAUCAUCAGAGCACCAUUCUCCUACCUUGUCUUGGCCCUCUGGCUCCUCUCUUUCCUCUACCUCCUCCACAUCAUGGUCAUCCGCCUCGACCUGCUCCACAUCAAAUCGCAUUUGCAUAGUCCCUCGAGUCAUCGCAUAGCUGCUCAAUCACUACUCGCUGCUGGACGCGUUAACAAACUGGGCAAAGUGUUUUAUCUACAACCAUAA
Babesia bigemina is the source of this 2427-nucleotide messenger RNA. RefSeq lists its product as hypothetical. NCBI's taxonomy places the organism in Eukaryota, Apicomplexa, Aconoidasida, Piroplasmida, Babesiidae. The annotation marks the transcript as partial. The record is from RefSeq and is a predicted model, not a curated record. The transcript has a single exon.